This is a messenger RNA of Anarrhichthys ocellatus (wolf-eel), 1536 nucleotides long. Its product is annotated as protein HIRA-like. The transcript is spliced from 3 exons. Bases 195 to 449 code for a protein of 84 amino acids. Gene Ontology annotation, cellular component: nucleus; HIR complex; chromatin. Gene Ontology annotation, biological process: chromatin remodeling; DNA-templated transcription. Gene Ontology annotation, molecular function: protein binding; nucleosome binding. The record is from RefSeq and is a predicted model, not a curated record. Lineage: Eukaryota; Metazoa; Chordata; Actinopteri; Perciformes; Anarhichadidae.
GCUGCCCUAUCUUGCCCCACUUUGCUCGGGUUUUUCGGGGAGAUGCUGCCGCAGAGAUGGAGGAGUUGAAUCUAAAAAACAACAAAGUGUCGGACGGAGUUUGAGACAAAGGCAGGAGUGGAGUGGAGGUGGCGGUGGUUAGCGUUAUAUAUAUAUUUAAAUAUAUAUAUAUAUAUAUAUGAUUUAAGUUGAAAAUGAAGCUGCUGAAGCCGAGCUGGGUGAGCCACAACGGCAAACCCAUAUUUUCUGUUGACAUCCAUCCUGAUGGGACAAAGUUUGCAACCGGUGGGCAAGGAGAGGACUCUGGGAAGGUGAUGAUCUGGAACAUGGCGCCGGUCCUCAGAGACGAGGACGAGAAGAACGAGAAUAUUCCCAAGAUGCUUUGCCAGAUGGACAAUCACCUCGGUAACCCGCCGUACCUGAGUUCGCUUUCACGUCGAUUCAAAUAAUGUAGAAAUGUUUGUUGUUUAGUUCCUGUUGUGAAUACUUCUCCAGGUGCUUCUGCUCUUAAUUAUUAAUUAUCUAAUUAUUCUAAAACUUCUAGAUGUGAGACGCAAACAACACGUGAGGCCAAUCGAUCAACGGGUCGUCCGUGAGACACGAGAAGAAGACCUUGUUUCGUUGAUGUGUCUUUUUAUUUAAGUGUCUCUAAAGAGUCUCACAGGGAAACGUAAUCACUUAAACAGAUUAACAGUGAAAAAGAGAACAAAUGGACGGGGACAGAUGUGUGAUAUCAGCAGCUUCCUGUGGAGAGGAAACUAUUCAUCCGCCACUACAAUCUGUUAGCAUGAGAAUGUAUCCGUCCGUGUGUCCACAUAUCGUCUUAUUGUGAAACAGAUUCGAUGUGGACUACAGGCCCUCAAGGACAACUGUCGAUGUGAAAUAAGACAACUUCUAAAAGAGAUUAAAUUACACUUUCAACAGAGAGUGUUUCCCCUCUGUACGUUGGACCUCGUCUCUGAUUGUAGUGAGCUCGUUAUCGUUCCUCUGGUUUCCUGUUGAAGUCCUGCUGCUCCUCCACGUUCCACACAAUCGGGCACCGAAUGUCCUCGACUUUCCACAGCGCCGCUAAUUAUGUAGUUUUAUUCUGACUACUCCGAGCAGCAGAACCAGUUCUACGACUCCUGCAUUCACAUCUGCUGUUUGUACAGCUAUGAAUAGUAUAUACUUCAUGCCUGCAGCCUGAAAGUUGGAGAAGUUGAACUCUUCUUCAUAUUUUAUUCUCCUCCACAGACAGCCUCUGCUGCUCAGUGUCCGCUGUGUGUUUGCACUCGUUUGAUUGUGUUCCAAUCAAAGGAACGAGCGGUCAGAUUUAAUAACACCGACCUCCUGCGCCGCUAUACUGCAGACGCUGUUAUUAAUGCCCGCCAUAAACGAAAGGACCGCCCCGUCAGCACAAAUCCAUGCAAGUUAGAUUUAUGACCCGGGUGUAUUUUUGUCUCUGCAGCGUGUGUGAACUGUGUGCGCUGGUCCAACAACGGGCUGUACCUGGCAUCAGGUGGAGACGACAAGCUGGUCAUGGUGUGGAAGAGAGCU